ACCUUGCGAGGUACACAAUUCAUAAGUUAACCUAAUGAGCUAGACCAGCGGGUCCAAGCGACAUUAGUUAAAGGCGGUAGAAUUGUGUUUUCCGCUUUAUUUAAGAUUUCAAACACAAUAAUAGUUUUUAAUUGUUUCAAUCAAUAUUAAAUAUGUCAAAAACUGAAGAUUCUACAGAAGCAACUGCAGAAGCUUCUGAAACAAUGGAAGAAGUUGAAAAUGUGAGUAAUUUAUUUAAGGUACUUGGUCAAAAUGAAUCAUCCUCAGAUACAACAUCUAAAGGUGAAGAAUUUGAAGUUAAAGUCGCUUCAGAUCGUGGUAAAAGAUUCGAUUUUCUAUUAAAACAAACCGAAAUCUUUUCCCAUUUCAUGAAUCAGUCUAAAACGCCAACGAAACCUAAAACUGGAAGACCAAAAAAGGAAAAACCAGAUACCUCGGAUUUGAGACAUAGGAAAACCGAACAAGAGGAAGAUGAAGAACUCUUGGCCGAAACCAACACUAAAACAAAACCAACGACUCGUUUUGAAGCAUCACCACCUUAUAUUAAAAAUGGUGAAAUGAGAGAUUACCAAAUCCGUGGUUUAAACUGGAUGAUCUCCUUGUAUGAAAAUGGUAUUAAUGGUAUCUUAGCUGACGAAAUGGGUCUGGGGAAAACUUUACAAACGAUAUCUCUUCUUGGUUUUAUGAAACAUUACAAGAAUACUCCCAGUCCUCAUAUUGUUAUCGUUCCUAAAUCAACAUUGUCAAAUUGGAUGGCUGAAUUUAAAAAAUGGGCUCCUAGCUUACGAGCUGUUUGUCUUAUAGGAGAUCAGGAAGCUAGAAGUACAUUCAUUCGAGAUGUGUUAAUGCCGGGAGAAUGGGAUGUUUGCGUAACUUCUUACGAAAUGUGUAUCAAAGAAAAAUCUGUAUUUAAAAAAUUCAAUUGGCGUUACAUGGUGAUCGACGAAGCGCAUCGUAUCAAAAACGAAAAGUCUAAACUAUCAGAAAUUCUCAGGGAAUUCAAAACUACCAACAGACUUUUACUGACCGGAACCCCGUUACAAAAUAACCUCCACGAGCUUUGGGCCCUUUUGAAUUUCUUGCUGCCGGACGUAUUUAAUUCUUCUGAUGAUUUUGAUGCGUGGUUUAAUACUAACCAAUGUCUCGGAGAUAAUACUUUGGUGGAAAGAUUGCAUGCCGUACUUAAACCGUUUUUACUGAGGAGAUUGAAAUCUGAAGUUGAAAAAAAAUUAAAACCGAAGAAGGAGAUUAAAGUUUACGUGGGUUUGAGUAAAAUGCAGAGAGAAUGGUAUACGAAAGUUUUGAUGAAAGAUAUAGACAUUGUUAAUGGUGCAGGAAAGGUAGAAAAAAUGCGACUUCAAAAUAUUCUAAUGCAAUUGAGAAAAUGUACAAAUCACCCAUAUUUGUUUGACGGUGCUGAACCUGGACCACCAUAUACCACCGAUGAACAUCUCGUUUACAAUUGUGGAAAAAUGGUAUUACUGGACAAACUUCUACCUAAAUUAAAAGAACAGGAUUCUAGAGUACUUAUAUUUUCCCAAAUGACACGUAUGUUGGAUAUAUUAGAAGAUUAUUGUCAUUGGCGUCAAUAUCAAUACUGUCGUUUGGAUGGUCAGACACCUCAUGAAGACAGACAGCGACAAAUCAACGAAUAUAACGAAGAUAAUAGCACCAAAUUUAUUUUCAUGUUAUCAACAAGAGCCGGCGGUUUGGGUAUCAAUUUGGCUACGGCCGAUGUUGUUAUCAUCUACGAUUCAGAUUGGAAUCCGCAGAUGGAUCUACAAGCUAUGGAUAGAGCUCAUAGAAUAGGACAAAAGAAACAAGUUAGAGUAUUUAGGUUUAUAACGGAAAACACCGUAGAAGAAAAAAUCGUCGAAAGGGCCGAAGUUAAAUUGAGGUUAGAUAAACUGGUUAUACAACAAGGUCGUUUGGCCGAUUCUAAAGGACAAACUUUAAAUAAAGACGAAAUGUUGAGUAUGAUUAGACACGGUGCCAAUCACGUAUUCGCUUCUAGAGAUUCCGAAAUAACCGACGAAGACAUCGACACCAUAUUAGAAAAAGGAGAAAUGAAGACGGCGCAAUUGGCCCAAAAAAUGGACGUUCUAGGUGAAUCCUCACUUCGUAACUUUACGGUAGACACACCGACCGAAUCGGUAUACCAAUUCGAAGGAGAAGAUUACCGAGAAAAACAAAAAACGAUCGGUUUAAGCAACUGGAUAGAACCGCCGAAAAGGGAACGUAAAGCCAAUUACGCUGUAGACGCUUAUUUCAGGGAAGCGUUGAGGGUAUCGGAACCUAAAGCUCCCAAAGCACCGCGUCCCCCCAAACAACCGAUCGUACAAGAUUUUCAAUUUUUCCCGCCGAGAUUAUUCGAACUAUUAGAUCAAGAAAUUUAUUUUUAUAGAAAAUCUUUGGGUUAUAAAGUACCGAAGAAUCUCGAAUUGGGACCGGACGCUUCGAAGCAACAAAAAGAAGAACAAAGGAAAAUCGACGAUUCGGAACCGUUAACAGAAGAAGAACAACAAGAAAAGGAAACUUUAUUGACGCAAGGCUUUACUAAUUGGAGUAAACGAGAUUUCAAUCAAUUUAUCAAAGCUAACGAAAAAUACGGUAGGGACGAUAUCGAAAAUAUUGCUAAAGAUGUCGAAGGUAAAACGCCUGAAGAAGUUAUGGAAUAUUCCGCCGUUUUUUGGGAGAGAUGUCACGAAUUACAAGAUAUCGAUAGGAUAAUGGCGCAAAUAGAAAGGGGAGAAGCCAAGAUACAGAGGAGAGCGAGCAUCAAGAAAGCUUUAGAUGCCAAAAUGGCGAGGUAUCGAGCACCAUUCCAUCAAUUAAGAAUCUCUUACGGUACCAACAAAGGUAAAAAUUACAUGGAAGACGAAGAUAGAUUUUUAGUUUGUAUGUUACACAAACUCGGUUUCGAUAGGGAAAACGUUUACGAAGAAUUACGUGCCGCCGUUCGAGCUUCCCCACAGUUUAGAUUCGAUUGGUUCUUGAAAUCCAGAACGGCGAUGGAAUUACAAAGGAGAUGCAAUACUUUAAUAACCCUCAUCGAAAGAGAAAACGCCGAAUUGGAGGAAAGGGAAAAGAACGAUAAAAAGAAGAAAGUUUCCAAAUCUACUAGCUUGGGAGGUACGCCGACACAGAUGAGCUCAAAAUCGUCUCAAAAAAGGAAGAACGAUGGUUCCACUGGUGGUGUGGAAAAGAAGAAGAAGAAAAAAUGAAACUCGUUUUUUUUAUCAUCAAGAUUUACACACGUUUGAUUGUAUUGUAUGAACGUUUUGAGUAAAAGUAUUUUGUAUUAGAGUUAGAUAAAUACA
Diorhabda sublineata is the source of this 3320-nucleotide messenger RNA. RefSeq names its product chromatin-remodeling complex ATPase chain Iswi. Gene Ontology annotation, molecular function: nucleosome binding; ATP binding; DNA binding. Gene Ontology annotation, biological process: regulation of transcription by RNA polymerase II; nucleosome organization. The record is from RefSeq and is a predicted model, not a curated record. Gene Ontology annotation, cellular component: nucleus; chromatin. The transcript is spliced from 11 exons. NCBI's taxonomy places the organism in Eukaryota, Metazoa, Arthropoda, Insecta, Coleoptera, Chrysomelidae. The coding region runs from base 153 to 3224 and encodes 1023 amino acids.